Messenger RNA from Nymphalis io (European peacock), 4308 nucleotides. Its product is annotated as NEDD8-conjugating enzyme UBE2F-like. The transcript is spliced from 3 exons. Bases 145 to 699 code for a protein of 184 amino acids. NCBI's taxonomy places the organism in Eukaryota, Metazoa, Arthropoda, Insecta, Lepidoptera, Nymphalidae. The record is from RefSeq and is a predicted model, not a curated record.
UUGUUUUGACAGCUCAAAAAUUUUGGUACCUACAACUUUAGUUUUCUUACUGCAAUAAUUCUAAAAGCUAGUCAGUUUAGUGUUAUUUAUGUUUAAAAGUCACGAAUCAUUUUAUUAUUUUUAAGAAUAUUUAGUUAGCAUACAAUGAUAACGCUUAAUAGAAAGUUAAAAAAGGAACAUACGGAGACGACCAAUGGGGUUAAAAUUGAACCUAUAAAAAGAAUAUCUGUUAGAGACAAGUUAUUGGUAAAAGAAGUGCAAGAAAUGAAUGAAAAUCUUCCUGUAACGUGUUCUGUACAUUUUGAAGAUCCUAACGUUUUAAACGAAUUUAUUUUAACUGUAGCUCCUGAUGAGGGUUACUGGUGUGGGGGCAAAUUUAAAUUUAGUGUAUUUGUUACCGAAGAUUAUAAUAUGGCGCCUCCAAGAGUAAAAUGUCUUACUAGACUGUGGCAUCCCAAUAUAAAUCUGGAUGGAGAAAUAUGUUUAUCAUUACUUCGUCAAACCUCUAUAGAUGAACAUGGCUGGGCACCGACUCGACGGCUUAAGGAUGUAGUUUGGGGUCUUAAUUCAUUAUUUACUGACUUACUAAAUUUCGAAGAUCCCUUAAACAUAGAAGCAGCAGAAAUGUACAAAGUGAAUAAAAUUGAGUUUCAUUCAAAGGUUGUAGAGUAUAUCGCAGUGUCGAAAGCCAAGAGAUGAGAAAAGUUCUUCCCCGUUAAUUUUAAUAACAAUCUUUAGCUAUUAUAGAGGACUUCACACAUCCACAGAUUUUAUUGUGUAUUGUUAGGCAUAGUGUAAUGAAUACUCCAAAACAGUGAUAACUUUAAACUAUGUAAAAUUAUAAAUAAUAACUGUUGACCUAUACAUAAUAUUUGUUGGUGUUCUUUGUAUUUCCAUCGAGAACUGACUAGGUAAUAAAGUAAGUUAUGAAUUUAAAUGUUUGAUGUAAUAUUUCACUUGUACAAGAGGGAAGCAAUAAUAUUAUGCGACAGAGCGGUUGGAUUAAAUCUGAAAAAAAUAGAAACUGUUGUUAACAUUGUUGCAGGUUAAUUUGUCUGGUUUAUUUCUCAAUUUGCCUCUAGAACUAUGCACUUUAUAUAUUUGAAUCAUCAUAAAUACUUGUUAUAAUUCUGUGGCCUAAUGCUGAAAUGCCCAAUAUCAAUAAUCCUCACUUUUGGUAAUUAAAAUAGAUACAAUGAAUAGAUGUCGCCUGUUAAAUAUGUGGUUUUUUGUGUAUUAGUAAUACCAAGUUUAUGCUGUUUUAGCGUAAAAUUAUAUUUAUUAUAAAUGAUUCGACAAAUGGCAAAAUGUUUUAGUAAAAAACGUAUUUUCGCCUUUUUAGAACCAGGUCGUAGAAUUAUUUAUGAUCAUUGUGAUGAUAAUAUAAUUAUAAUUAUUUGUAUAUGAAGCUGUAAUGGAGUAUAAUGGCUAUUGUUGAUGCACUAUUUAAAACAAACCUACAACUAUAUUUUUGGCCAAUGUUGUUUAUUUUGUCCAAUAGAUUUUUACAAUGAUUACCAAAAUUAAUUAAAAUAAAUGUAUAAACUAUAUAAACCAUUGUAAUAACUAGUAACAAUCUCCUAAUAACUAUCAAAAUCUCAAUUCAUGAUUAAUUUAACCUGUUAACAAUCAAAGUGAUGUUAUACGCUACGUAAUUCUUUAAACUUUAAUUAUAUCAUUUAAAUAGAACCAUGUGGACUCUGAAUGUCGUCUAUAUGUUUAUACUUAAAUGACAAUGUUUGAUUAAGAGGUUGCAAAAUGGUCGAGUGUUUCUUCGCAGUUUAUGCCAAACUUAUCCCCCUGGGCCCAGACAACCAGCUGACAUGUUAUUUUUAGAAAAUAGACAGUAUUAUUGACACUGACACAUGAAGGCACGACAUCAAGUAGCGAAAACAGAAACCAAUUUCUCAGUUUAUUAAAUAAUUAACAUUUAUAACAAUUAUGCAACUCCUAAGGGUAAUAAAUUAUACAUUCUUAUAAUUUUUAAAUUAUUUAAGAAGUCCAUUCUCAUAGUGCUAAAGUUAUGCUGUUUUCAAAAACUAAUUUUGUCGCCCGCAAGUAUAUUAUUAUUUUUUUUAUUUUAUUAUUUAUGUACGAAUGAUGUUCUUAAUACAUUACAAAAGAAAGCUUAUAUAUCUAUAAGAGAUUUCUUCCAGCUACCUAAGAGUGUAUGUAAUAUUGGGUUUGUCAAAAUAUAUCUGAUAAUUUAUAAUAUCAUAAUAAUAUUUUGGGUGAAUAUUGUUAAAAAUUUUAACGAAAUUCUCCUACAGGGUUCUACACCCGGUCAAUGGAAGAAUGCGAUUGUCACGAUACUUUAUAAGAAAGGCGACAAAACAAAACUGACAAACUACAGUCCAAAAAGCCUUCUCUCUCAGGUCUACAAACUGUUUGCUAAAGUCCUGUGCCACCGACUCGCUAACACCCUCGACGAAUAUCAACCUAUCGAGCAAGCUGGCUUCCGGAGUGGAUACUCAACUAUGGACCACAUCCCUACUGCUAGCUACCCUAGCUGUCAAGCAGCUAAUGAAGAAGUGCAAUGAGUAUAACCGACCCCUGUGCUUUGCCUUCGUUGAUUACGAGAAGGCUUUCGACAGUGUCGAACAUUGGGACGUGUUUCAAUCUCUCUAUCGCUGCGGUAUUGACAAGCGAUACGUAGGUAUCCUCCGAGAGCUGUACAAAUUCGCGACUAUGCAGGUGCGUAUGCACAAAAACACCAACCUCGUGUCUGUUGACAGAGGGGUCCAACAAGGCGAUAACCUCUCGCCGAAACUCUUUAAUACCGUCUUAGAAGAUCUGUUGAAGACGCUGGAUUGGAGGGAGAGAGGUAUCAAUAUAAACGGAACACGCAUGACGCACCUUAGGUUCGCGGACGACUUGAUUCUUGUCGCCGAGAGCACCAAAGAACUUCAACUUAUGUUAGCAGAUCUGCAAGAAGUUUCACUGAGGAUCGGUCUGAGGAUGAACAUGUCCAAGACUAAUCGCCACAUACGUGCACCUAUCAUAAUCGUAGGUAAGGACACCGUACAGGUGGUCAGCGAUUAUAUCUAUCUUGGACAUCGUUUAUCAUUUGAUCGAAAAUCUCAAAUACAGGAGAUCGAACGACGUAUUGGAUUAGGGUGGGCUGCUUUUGAAAAGCUCGAAGAUACGUUGACAUCCCAACUCCCAUAAUGCCUCAAGACCAAGGUGUUUAACCAAUGUGUCUUGCCUAUAUUCACCUACGGUGCCGAAACAUGGACGCUUACUAAGCAUAACAUGCACAAAAUAAAAGUGACACAAAGGGCGAUGGAGCGUGCUAUGCUAGGCAUCUCCCUUGUUGAUCGUGUACCAAACGCAGAAAUCCGACGAAAGACAAAAGUCGAAGAUAUUGGGAAGCGUAUUACGAGGUUAAAGUGGAGAUGGGCUGGACACUUGGCCAGACGAGAAGACGGAAGGUGGACUAAAGUCGUCACGGAGUGGUGGCCUAGAGAAGCAAAAAGGCCAGUGGGCAGACCACCCGCCCGAUGGUCAGACGAUUUUAAGAAGAUGGCGGGCGCUCAAUGGAUGCGACUAGCACAGGACCGGGAGAACUGGCGCGCCUGUGAGGAGGCCUAUGUCCAGCAGUGGAUUAAUGUGGGCUGAAUAUGAUGAUUGUCAAAAUAAAUAAUAUUUAUUAUAUCCGCUCAAACCCAGACCCCAUUUAUGACGUUCCUGUUUUUAGUGUAUAAAGAGCGCUUAAGUGGACCGACUAGUUUUUGCCUUUGCUAUGCCUGUACAUACUAUAAUUUUAUUAAUCUGAAUAACUUUAAAUGGUUUCCAUUUACUAAUAUUUCGGAAGCAAAAUUUCAUUUAUUUAUUUAAAUAUUGUAUUAAAAAAGCGAAUGAAUUGAUAUCAACAAUUCCGUACAUUUUAAAUUAAUUUGAAAAAAUGAUUAAAUAAUGUACAGAAAAUAUGUUAGUGUUAAAUGUAUUUAAAUAAUAUUCAUAUGAAUCAUCAUUUUGUAUGAUUGUUAAUAUAAUGAGAAAACAAAGCAAUAAACAGAUAUAUAUUAUGGUAAUGAAAUAGCUAAAAGUAAUCAAUAUAAAAGUCUUUGAUAUCAAUAAUGUAGUUUUUAUUUCUGCAUAUCAAUUUGUCCUAUGUAAAUGGGCUAUUUAUCAAUUUUAUAGUAGUAUAGCCCUUGAGCAGAUUUUGCUGACGGUACGAACUCAAAGUAAAAAGUAUUCAAGUAAAACUCAAAAUCUUUAUUGUAUAUAGAAACGUUGCACUUGCUUAUUUAUUGACAAAAAUCUACCACCGGUUCGAAAAAAAAUAGCCUAGACCUUGAAAGAACC